AUGAUAUUUCCAUUUUUCUCUCUAGCGUUAAGCCCUAUAAGGUCCGACAAGGUCCGUGCUCAGCUGAAGAUUGACCAGAUUCCAGUGGGUUCCACCAGUUGGAAAACUGUGUCUAAUCCAUCCUGGAAUGAGACGUUUAAACUGGAGUUAAAUAAGUCUUGGGAGCUGGAACUAUCUCUAUAUUGGCACGAUCGGAGAUCACUGUGUGCCACACAGACUCUGAAGUUGGAAAAAUUCCUGGUGAACCGAAAACAGGAACUGUGCCUACAGCUGGAGCCACAGGGCACCCUUUUCAUCGAGGUGACAUAUUCCAGUCCUUUUAUCCAGAAAAGGCCACAACUUCAGACAAUUAGAAAAUUCUUCUCGAAAAAACAAAAGUUUUCAGAUUACGAUGAAGUAGAAGUGACCAUCCAACCAGCUCCAGAAGAGGAAGCAGCUAAUGACAUUUUUCCAUUGUCAGAAUUGCACAUUGAGUGCUUGGAUACAUCGCUGCCGGCUGUCGAUAAUGAUACGGAAGAGACCAUCCAAUCCGCGUUAGAGGAGGAUAAAAUAUCUGAGAAUCUUUCAUUGCUAGUAGCGGACAUUGAAAGUGUGGAGCCAACGCCACUAGCUGUCCAUAUUGAUACGGAAGAGACCAUCCAAUCCGCGUUAGAGGAGGAUAUAAUAUCUGACAGUCUCUCAUUGUUAGUAGCAGAUAAUGAGAGCGUGGAGCCAACGCCACUAGCUGUCCAUAUUGAUACGGAAGAGACCAUCCAAUCCGCGUUAGAGGAGGAUAUAAUAUCUGCCACUCUUUCAUUGCUAGUAGCAGAUAAUGAGAGCGUGGAGCCAUCACCACCAACUGUCGUUACCGACACAGAGGAAACCACCCAACCAUCGCCAGCAGAGGAUGCACAAAUUGAGAUCACUACUGUCACAGAAGAGACCAUUGAACCAGCUCCAGAGGAUUUAGCUAUUGACCCUGUUCCUUUGCCAGAAGCGGAUGUCAAAAACCUAGAGCGAACAUCAUCAGCUGGAAUUCAUCAAGGAGCUUGGCUGAGCCUUCAGGAUUUUGAUUGUCUCUCUGUGUUGGGCAGAGGAAAAUAUGGAAAGGUUCUGCUUGCAGAGUACAAGCCUACAAAGACCACAGUCGCCCUAAAAGCCCUGAAGAAAAAACGCUUAGUUGCUCAUGACCAGAUUCAUAGGCUUAUAUAUGAGAAGAACACCUUUCAGACCAUAAGCAGCACACAACACCCUUUCCUGGUUAAUCUGCUCGCAAGUUUCCAGACUGAAGACCAUGUCUGCUUUGUGAUGGAGUAUGCCGCUGGUGGUGACCUACUGAACAAUAUUAACAACAACAUAGAGUUAUUUGACGAACGAACAGCUGUGUUUUAUGCGGCAUGUUGUGUGCUCGGCUUGGAAUUUUUACAUAAAAAUAAUAUUGCUCACAGAGAUCUGAAAAUGGGUAACAUCGUGAUAGACAAGGACGGAUACGCCAAAAUUGCAGACUUCGGUCUUAGCAAGCACGGGAUGGGAUACAAAGAUCGAACCAACACGUGUUGUGGGACAGUGGAAUGCUUGGCACCGGAAGUGCUUCUGGGAGAGCAAUACACAAGAUCUAUUGAUUGGUGGAGUCUCGGCGUAAUUAUUUAUAUAAUGCUGGUUCUUCAGAAUCCCUUCUCUGGUGAUGAUCAUCGACAGAUAUUGUAUAAUAUAGUCUAUUCUGAGCCCGACUAUCCGGAGUACUUGUCCGAUGAAGCGCUAUCAAUAUUAACAAGUUUUUUGAAUAAAAAUCCCAAAGCCCGUCUUGGAGCCAGAAGGAAUGGAGCCCGUGAUGUGAAGAAACAUCCUUUCUUUGAAGAAAUCGACUGGAUUGCGUUACUGCACAAGAAUGUAAGACCCCCAAUUGUACCAUGCAUUGCCGGACCGGAGGACGUCAGCAAUUUCGACAUUGAUUUUACAUCACAGGACCCCUGUCUAACGCCACCAGAUGAGUUACUGUCAAAGGAAGAACAAGAUCCAUUCCAAGACUUUGACUGGGUGGCCGAAUGGAUGUGAAUGUAGAGACAGACACCAGUGUGGACAGUGGUGGAUCCAGCCUCUCUACCCUCCU
Molecule: messenger RNA, 2089 nt
Organism: Pelobates fuscus (common spadefoot toad)
Lineage: Eukaryota; Metazoa; Chordata; Amphibia; Anura; Pelobatidae
Product: serine/threonine-protein kinase N2-like
Exons: 15
Coding region: 1-2034 (677 amino acids)
Biological process (GO): protein phosphorylation
Cellular component (GO): cytoplasm; nucleus
Molecular function (GO): ATP binding; protein serine/threonine kinase activity
Source: RefSeq, a predicted model, not a curated record